GUUCCACGUGGUGCUGUUGGUUCGCGCUGCUCGGUGCCUUUCGUAUUUUGUUUUUUCUCGUUGCUCAAUCGUGGUUUGCGCGUAAAAUUAUCGCCAGGUGACCAAACAAGCCUCGACUGGCCAAAACAACGUCAAUCAAGUGAGGCUUGCAUCGUUUAUUGCGAUUGCCCAAGCCGGUACAAGAAUAGAAAUGGCGGUCCGCGUGGUGCCGACAAUGCGUUUGGCCAUUGUUCUGACGUGCCCGACGAACAGUUUCGGCGUCACUUUCGCCUGGCUAAAGAGACAAUGUUGCGGUUGUGCGACGACGCUGCCUACGAAAUGAGGGGCUGGCGGCCAACUGCGGUCUCGGUGGAGCGGCGGGUAUUGUGCGCCCCGCGUUUCUUCGCCUCCGGGUCAGGUGUUCUGUGACGGCGCGUCCUUCCAGUCGUUGGUGGCCCGCGACGUGUGGCUCGAGCAGUCGUGAAUGCCAAGACCCGCAACAAGUGGGUUCACUUCCCGACGAUGCCGAAGGAGAAGGCGGCCGUGAAGGAGAGAUUCCUCCGACUAGGACCUGCCAGGCGGCCUUCUGGUUCCGGGUAUUUCGCCCGAACACGGCAUGCGGAUCCUCGCCGUGGACCCGCUGCGACCAGGGUUGGACCAUGGCAGCCACAAGUGGGGCACAACGUGCGUCCGCGAACGUUUCGAAGAGGGCCGCAUUUACACGACUGCUGACAGUGGCUACCUCCACGAGCCUUGGCUUAUGGUCCCAGUGCAAGGUCGUCCUCACAGCGAUACUGCAGAAGGCAAGUACAACUCGGCCUACGUCUUAAUGUGUUCCAUAGUGGAGCGUAAUACAAGGCUACAUAAGAGCCGCUUUCACUGUUUUCAGCAGUUCCGAACCCUGCUUCAACUCACCGUAACGUUCUUCAAGCAUUGUUGCUGCAUUUGCAGUGUUGCACAACCUUUGUAUUGAAGAAGGUGACAUAGGUGUUGUAGAUUUCAGCGACGGCAGUGGUGAUGAGAGCGGUAAGCAUGACAGCUUUAUUGAUGAUGACCCCCAACCUCGGUUUCGAUGGGAGUGGUCAUCACUCUCUGUGUACUUGUGUGAGCAAGCUGUCUGCAACGACGUU
This is a messenger RNA of Rhipicephalus microplus (southern cattle tick), 1109 nucleotides long. Its product is annotated as putative nuclease HARBI1. The record is from RefSeq and is a predicted model, not a curated record. NCBI's taxonomy places the organism in Eukaryota, Metazoa, Arthropoda, Arachnida, Ixodida, Ixodidae.